This is a messenger RNA of Ruditapes philippinarum (Manila clam), 1311 nucleotides long. RefSeq lists its product as uncharacterized. NCBI's taxonomy places the organism in Eukaryota, Metazoa, Mollusca, Bivalvia, Venerida, Veneridae. The coding region runs from base 82 to 576 and encodes 164 amino acids. The record is from RefSeq and is a predicted model, not a curated record. The transcript has 4 exons.
UUUACUGAUUAGGUGCGGGGCAAAUGUGAUUAUUCUGAUAAAUGACAUACAUGAAUAUCCUGGAGUUUAGCCUGUUAGAGAAUGGGUAAUCUAUUCAAAAGGACGACUAAGGCAUCAGAACCUGAUAAAGAUGUACAUGGUUUUAUCUAUGACAUUUGGAAAUCAAACAAAACAGAAACCUUUUCAAAGAAUUUAAAACGCUAUCUGUACAGAAAAGGAUAUAACACGCCAAUUACAGAUUGUUUUGACGAUGAAUUUCAUGAAGGCGGUAACAGUCCAAUCAUUGCAAUAUGUUUACUGCACUCUAGGCUUGAAACCGACGUCAACUAUACAUUAGAAAACUUAAAUAGUGAACAGCAAAAGCGAAUUAUCCUUAUUCUGCUACAUUAUCGAGAAGAGGACACAUCGAUCUCUUCAAAAGACUAUCAAUUUAAAAAAAAAUAUCAUGGAAUGACUAUACACAAUUGUUUUCUUCAACAAGAUCAUAAAAACAUUGAAGAAGUGAAUAAAGACAUUUGUAAAGACCUUGCAAGAAGAGAAAUAAAUGAAAUACGAAAGAGCUUAAAGGCACCGUGAUAUGUUUCUGCUGAAUCAUAAUAAAUAUAAAUGUUGUGUUUAGUAUGCAUAUAACGAUGUUCAAUAAAUUUGAUAUAGAUCGUAUUUGUCGAUUUAUCAGGAAGUAUCUUUUUAAAAGACACUUGACCAAAUUAAAACUGGUUAUUUUGUACAUGUUAUUUCUAUGUUGUCAAUACAUAUUUAUCUAUUUAACAGAAUAAACAAUAUAAUAAUGUCUUUUUUAAUGGCACACAGUGAGAUGUAUGAGUUCUUAUUGUCUGUUUCGGUAAGUGUACUCAAUUUCUUACACUAACAUCUACUCAGUCGGUAGGCAAUUAUAUUCGUAAAUACUUGAUUAAUGAAUAUGCAAAACUAUAUGCAAACUAUUAAUAUAUACCAAUUGAACACAUUGAUGAUUACAUGGACACGUAUUGAACAUCAUAAACUGUGGGUACCUGAUAAGUGUGGUUUUCAUUUUUUCAGGUGCAAGAGUAAAAUUACAGUAUCUAUAAUGUGAUUGGUGGUCUCGUUAUUUUGGACAAAAUUUACAGCUCAGUAAGUUCUUGUGUUAAAUAAACUGAGUGAAUUCUAAUAGAAAUUAAUUGUCCACUAGAAAAUAUAAUGAGACCCUUAAAGAGUUUUGUGAAGGAAAUAUUUUUAAACAAAACUUAGAUAACUUGAAGUUUAAAAGACUACUAGUAUUCUGUACAGUUUAUUUUAUAUUGUCAUAAGCUAUCCUUUGUAUUUUGUUUUAGA